CUUCUAUUGAUCAUAUUAGCUAUAUUGGGCUAUUGAAAAAGAAUGGAAAUAGAAAUGCAAAAGAUAUUUCCUUUUUCGGUGUAAGUCCGGGAGCCCUGUGGUAAGAUCCUCUCGUCGCCCUAGCGACAGAAAGAACAAGAUGGCCGCUGCCAUUAGCACCAAUAAACAUUUGAUUGCUGCAUUAUAACGCCUCACUGAAAGCAUGGCAUCUUCGCCGUUGGCUGAUCGCGCAUCGCGUGUUUCGGGAAGGCGAUCAAUUGCACGUGAAGAACGAAGUCCAACAAGUUACAAACCAGCGAGAGAUCGGGCGAAGCGUUCACAAGCGCUUAUUGAGGAACAGGUCCUGCUCGUCAGAGACACACAGGAAGCUCUAAAGAAAGCCUUGGAGACAUUAGAAACAGAUGCAACUGGUGAUCAUGAGCGGAGUGAAGAGCAACUUCAAUCUCUACUUAACAAGAGCAAAGAGUUGAUUGUUAUGGUCCAGGUGUUGAUGAAGAUCAGGAAUGAGCUAGCUUAUGCAAGACUUGAUCUGGAGAAAGCUGUCAAGUAUGAAAUUGGGAUUGAGCCUGCAAAGAAGAGGGUAAAAUGGUUACAGCAGAGAUUGGAGAAAGUUCUUUCUAGUGCCCGAUUGUUUUGUCAGUCAGCUAAUUUGCAGUCUUCUCGAUCCCAGAGGCAAACCAAGUCCAAAUUUUCCAGAGACCAAGCAUCAGACCAAUUAUUGGACAGACUCAGUGAAAGCCAGCAUCAGAGAUUGUUUAUUACAGAAACACCAGAUAGAUUUGGCAACCAGAGGGAUGUAGACGUCAUCAAUGACUUUAACAGGAUGGUUCUAGAAUCCCUAAGUCAAGAAUCUAUUGAGUUUAAUAAGACACCAAUCUCUCAACCUGAUGCAAGUAUGCACAAGACAAGAGAAAAGAUAGCAGGAUCUCCAACCAGUCAAAAAAUGACUGACAAGCAUAAAGGGAAGAAAAAAACAAAGCGUCGUAGUGACCCCGCCCCUGUCUCAAGCCCCUCCCUGGCGGGACUGAAGCAGAUACCAGCACCACAGGAAGAUCUGUAUGAUGGUGGGGGUGACACCACACCUGAACCCCUGUCUGAUGCUGAAGACGACCACAGGGAGACAGCUUCAGUGAUCAGCUCAGUACAACUUGAUGAGGGCCUGGGUCUCACUACUGCAUCAGUGACCUCCUCAACUGACAGUCAAACAGACCAAACUACAAUGACAACUCCAAGAAAGAUACUUGAGUGGGAAAGAGAGAACCAGGAUAGAACUCAUGAUAGAGAAGCAAAGGGUUCCCCAGGAGGGGUGAGACAACAGGCUACGGGUUCUUCUGACAAAGAAGAGGACCUGCAAAUGGAUACCCAUGGGGGGGAGGAAGAGGAGGACUACUGGGAAAUGGACCAUCAUCGCUUUCAGUGGUCUGAGUACAUGCAGAAUCUGGACCCACGUUCCUGGCAUGCCCUAGGACUGGCUAUGCAGGAUACCUUCCUUGUAAAAGAGCGACCCCCGUUCCAGUCUGACCUUCCUUGGAGAGAAAAGCCCAUGAAAGUCAACAGUGUCAUUGAUGUACAUAAAAUUGCACUGGAUAAGCUGCUUGUACGACUUCACCGCAUGUAUGACAUGAUAGGCCAAGCAACCCAGUUCACUGUCGACCCCCUGCCACAAGACGAGAAGCUAGAAGUGACUAUGGGAAGGCAUGAUGGAAGUGGUCCCCCUAGUGAUGGCAAGAUACUCACUGGAUACUUGACUGCACUUGACAGCAAGCCUGUAUCACGUGACCAACCCUUACCACCAAUUCCUAGCACGGCCAAUCAGAAGAACAUGUCACUCAUAGAGCGUUAUCCACUGACAACUAAUGCGAGCAUGACGAGAAUUGCUAGAAAGUGCUCUGAUAAGAUGUACCCACGCAACUCAGGGAACUGGUGCGAGGAUGUAAGCGCUGGUCGUGAUAUACCCCGGAUUGUGACGUCAAAACCAAUCCUUCUGAAGAGGACUAGCAAUAUACAGCCUCGAUACCUCGGCAAGAAAACGCCUCUCCCAAGCCCGACCUGGACAGAGCGCAACGAGAACGUCUGGAAACCUGUUAUGGUGAAGCGGAUAAUUGGAGCGAUGAAAAUGAUGGAGUCAGAGAGGUCACGUGAAAAACUGCAGUCGGGCUACGUGGAUGAAGAUGGACCAAAGUGGAGACGGAUUCAGGUUCUUUUGGGGGAGGAAGGGCUGCUAUCAGCGAACCCCACUAUUGUCAUGGAAGCUGCCAAGUGUCUUGGGCUACUUCAGUGCAGACACCCAGAUAUUCUCACGGCUCUCCAAGAUUCACUCACUUCUAAUACCGAUGCGCGUGUUUGCUACGAAGCCAGCAAGUCCUUGAUUUUGCUAGGUACAUGGAGCCCACAUGCCAUGCGUGUUGUCAUGGAAAACAUCCGAAAAGGUAACAGAGACGUGGUUUCUGAGCUGCUGCUAACGAUGACCAAAGCUCGUAACAUACCGUUCGUGGAUAAGCACACGCCAGAGUUUGAAGCCAUGGUUAGCCUUCUGGUCUACCUUAUUCGCCACAAGCCAUUCGAGAUGGCAUUCAAUGCAGCCAUCAGCUUGGGUAGGCUGUGUGUAGUGGAGCCGCACGCCAAAGCCUUUCUGAUCAAGAAGCUACCAACACUGCUCCCUCAAGAGAAGAGUGAGGCGCUUUAUGUACUCAUCAAGCAGUUCAACUGCAAGGACCAUGUUGUGCUGGACGCGUUAUUGCAACAGAUGUCUUCCUCGUACAAUUGGAAGCAUCGGCUAGAAGCCGCAGAACUUCUCAUCUUUAUUGGGUCACGUGACGUAUUCAAGGUGAUGUCAGAAGACGAGGUUUUUGACGUGCUUGAGAAACUGCUAUGGGACCACGCCAAUAAGGAGCUGAGGCUAAAGAUCUCUGAGGCGCUCGCAGCGAUGGGACUUAGGCAACGAGCAUGCGCACUAGCAUUAAGACGACUAGAAGACCCCAAAGAAGAAGUCAGAGGCAGAGCGGUUAUAUCACUGGCAACACUAGGGAUGAAGGGCACAAAAGAGAUGAAGGCGCUUCUCGAUUUACUCGAACUCGAUACAAGCGUCUACGUCAGAAUUCAGGUUGUACGGGCCUUUAGUCAUCUGGGAUGGAAUGAUCCAAGAAUUAUCCGCAGUUUGAGAGAGCGUGAACGAGGGGAAGGGACGCUAGCGAUUGAGGCAGAAAGGGCUCUUGCCCUACUAACAUAGGAAAGGGGAUGUAGCAUAUCUAUAAGACGCGAGGAAUUAGUGCAUGACUCUCCACACUCUUCUGCCUGCCUAAUAUUUUGUAAAUAAAAGGAAAGUUGUUUUAAGUGAAAGUUUUCCAUCAUGUUCUCGUAAUCUAUGAACGCUAACAGGGAUAAUAAAAAAAGUCAUUUAA
Nematostella vectensis (starlet sea anemone) is the source of this 3401-nucleotide messenger RNA. RefSeq lists its product as uncharacterized. Lineage: Eukaryota; Metazoa; Cnidaria; Anthozoa; Actiniaria; Edwardsiidae. The coding region runs from base 203 to 3229 and encodes 1008 amino acids. The transcript is spliced from 33 exons. The record is from RefSeq and is a predicted model, not a curated record.